Messenger RNA from Durusdinium trenchii, 1065 nucleotides. Lineage: Eukaryota; Dinophyceae; Suessiales; Symbiodiniaceae. The record is from the annotation of a GenBank genome assembly.
AUGGAUGAUCUUCUGCACCUUACAGACUUACCGGAUGUGGACGGGGAGGACGUCGAUGGCACAUUGGUUCACAUGAGGGUCCAAGAGCUAGCUGGUGAGACCAAGCUUUGCUGGGCAAUCCAGAAGGGUGAUGAUAGCUCCACUCGUGUGGUGCUGCCUACAUAUAUCAGUCAAGUGCUGGAGAUGAGAGUAUGUAGCUUUGUCAGUGAGCAUUCAGCAUGGGAAACAAGAAUUGAGGGUCGGUUUGCUCAGGGCAAGAAUUUAAGCAGCCGACAACAGAAAGCGUAUGAUCAAUGGAAGUUGAGAUGUGAGCAGCAGCUGGUGUUCUCCAAGCAACAUGAGUGCCUGGUGUGUGAUUCCAAAGAUGUUGAUGAGAGGUGCUUCUCAAUUGACCUUUUGCUGCAUGAGGAUCCUGAGAAGCUGAAGGUCAAGGCCAGCGACGGGUCUGAGUACAGGCUUGUCUUGUUGCAGAGUGCCCCGUCCAUCCAACCUCAUGAUGACCUACCCUCAGAACUGGAUUUGGAAUUGCCCGAGGGCAUUGCUGACGGCAUGGAACUAGCGGAAGAGGGUUCAGCUGAAUCAGGUGAGGAAGAUGCACCCGAUGAGUUUGCUGCUCUUCAAGAGGCAGAUGAGCAGUACGCCCAUGACAACCUGGAAGCUGAGCUUGACGCAGAUCUGCUUGUACUAGCAGAUUCAGAUGAGGAAAUAUGUUUGGAUGAGGACAACAUCACGGCAAAGAAGGUGAAGUCCUUCAACUUUCGUCCGGCUUGGAAGUCUUUGCAAGAGAAGGGGCUCACCAUGCUACCGCGUGGAGUGCCGGGUUGCAGUAUAUCGUACCACGCCACCAGCAAACAGUGGCAGGGGAUGUAUCCGGGAGUCCAUAACCGCGCAGCAAUUCCAAUGUCAGCCGUGUGGGGUGGCACCACCCGUCGCAGUGAGCCAGAAGCCAUUCUACGGGCCAUCAGGGGUAUAUUGCAUGCUCACAUUUCACAGAAUCCGAAAGAUAUGUUAUGGAAAGGACAAUUGGCCCGAGUAGAGCAGGCAGAGGCAACACAAAGUGUUUGA